AUGAAUGAAUGUGUUGACGUUGAGCAAUUUGAAGGUCGACUGAUAACCAAACAAAUUUCUCAUUUAUUCACCUCCUCAUCUCUUGACUUAUUGUUUAGUGUUUACCAAGGCAAAUCAAAGACAACAUCAAAAAUAAUAAUUUAUUCAAGAAAAUAUACAAAUAAAGUAAUAAAAUAUUCAAGAAAAAACCUUAUAUUUACAAUCAAAGAACCAACACCACAAAAAGCCUAUUGGAUAGUUUAUGAUCAUGGUAGUAAACUCAAGAUUAUAUUUAUCCAACUUAAGAAUGUUCAUCAUCAAUAA
Heterostelium album PN500 is the source of this 303-nucleotide messenger RNA. RefSeq lists its product as uncharacterized. The transcript has 5 exons. The record is from RefSeq and is a predicted model, not a curated record. The coding region runs from base 1 to 303 and encodes 100 amino acids. NCBI's taxonomy places the organism in Eukaryota, Evosea, Eumycetozoa, Acytosteliales, Acytosteliaceae.